AUGGACCCAAGAUACAACAACAACUUCGUGCCCCCGACCAGGGCACCGUCCGCAGCGCCUUCAAUGGCCGCGUCGGAUUUGACCUUCUACACCGCUCGCAAUCAAUUCUAUGACGUCGAGACGCUAGACGAGGAGAGACCCUCGCCGCCGCCCCAGAAGCGCGUGUCCAAAUCUCGCAACAGCCACAGGCGACGCGGGAGCCGAGCCAGUAUUGACCGUCCGCCAUCCGCACAGGCUAUCAAGCGUCAUGAUUCUGGAUAUGGCUCCAACGGGCACAGCUCCAAUGGAUACGCUUCCAACGUCUAUCGCCCAGCCACGGCCCAUGCAAAGCGGCCCUCAACCAAUGCUCUCACCCAGCAAGGCCGCGCAGGACAAACCACGCGCCGUCGUGUCCCGAAGACCUACCAGGCCUCCAACAACGAGUCGGGCCUUCAUCUCGCCCGGCCAUCUACCUCUAAUGCCCGGCGCUCGAGCACCUUCUUCCACUUCCCGGCGGCGAACGACCCCUUGGCGCCCAGGCAGGAUUUCAGCACCCAUGCCGACUUCACCACUCAUGCAGACUUCACCACUCACGCCCCUACUCAGUACCGCGCCAGGUCCAGGUCCAGGCACACAGACUAUCAGACCAUCGACGACUCCAGGGGCGGGUUCGGUGGCUGGCUCAAGCGCACCUUUGGCAGUUGCAUGUCGGCAAAGGAGCCCCGGGGCAGCGUGCGUCACUACAGGCCGGAGAUGGAUGAUUCGUAUUACGAGGAGAAGAGGGCGCCUCACCCGCAGGGCUGGCAGGGCCAGCCUCUCAAGAUGAAGAGCUAUUAA
Molecule: messenger RNA, 816 nt
Organism: Clonostachys rhizophaga
Lineage: Eukaryota; Fungi; Ascomycota; Sordariomycetes; Hypocreales; Bionectriaceae
Source: the annotation of a GenBank genome assembly